UUGUGUGGCGGCGCCUGCGCAGUGCAACUUUGGGCCUAGAAUAGUGAGUGAGGCAGAACAGGGAAGGAAGGCGAUUAGAAACAAUGGCAAUGGUGGCUACAGCAGCGGGAGGAACGGGUUUAGGAGGCCCAGCGGUUACCGGCCAAGGGGGUAGCGGCGCCUCAGUACUCGGGGUGGGCAGGAAAAAAGAUGGGGGGCCGUCGGUGAAGUACUGGGAAAGCGCGGAGACGAUUUCCCAACUUGAGUCGGUGCGGGUUUGGACUGGGAAGCAUUAUAAAAAGUAUGUCCAGGCUGACUCCCCCACCAAUAAAACGCUUGCAGGUCUGGUGGUGCAGCUGCUUCAGUUCCAGGAAGAUGCCUUUGGGAAACGUGUCAACAACCCAGCACUCACCAAACUGCCGGCAAAGGCUUUCCUGGACUUCAAGGCAGGAGGAGCCCUGUGUCACAUCCUGGGGUCAGUCUACAAGUUCAAGAGUGAGCAGGGCUGGCGAAGGUUUGAUUUGCAGAACCCGUCCCGGAUGGACAGAAAUGUUGAGAUGUUCAUGACUGUCGAGAAAACAUUGGUGCAGAAUAACUGCCUGACCAGGCCUGCUGUCUACCUUGUACCUGAAAUUGAACAGAAGCUGGCGACUAAACUAAAGGACAUCAUCAAGCGGCAUCAGGGUACUGUUACAGAUGACAAGUCCAAGGCUUCUCACCACAUCCAUCCUGUCCCUUCCUCACUGGAGGAUGAGGAGUGGCUGCGUCCGGUGAUGCGGAAGGACAAACAGGUGCUGGUGCACUGGGGGAUGUAUCCGGACAGCUAUGAUACCUGGUUUCCUGCCAGUGAUGUUGAUGGUGAUAUUGAAGAAAACCUGAACCCUGAUAAACCCUGGAAGGUUCAUGCAAAGUGGGUCCUGGACACAGAUGACUUUAACGAGUGGAUGAACGAGGAAGACUAUGAAGUAGAUGAGAACAAGAAGUCUGUGAGUUAUCCCAAACGCAUCUCCACCCACAUUGAGGAGUCCUCCCGAACCCCAGAUCGAAAGGAACGGAAAGCGGCUGCUUCCGGGAAGAAGAGGAGGCGCUCUCCCUCUCCCCCUCCAACCCCUGCAGAGUCCCGAAAGAAGGGUGGUAAGAAGGGUCAGCCCACCCCAAACUGGAAGAAGCGCAAUCAGCGUGAGGAGGAGGAGGAGGAGGAGCAGGAGGACCUGACCAAGGACAUGGAGGACCCCAUCCCUGUCCCCAACAUGGAGGAGGUCAUCCUGCCCAAGAACCUGAAUCCCAAAAAGGACAGUGAGAAUACCCCAGUGAAGGGGGGCACUGUGGCUGAUCUGGAUGAGCAAGAAGAUGAGCCUACGGUUACCAGUGGGAAGCAGGAGGAUGAGGAGCAGGGAAAGGCAGAGGUGAACCGCUUGAUCGACUCCAGUGAAGACAAUGUGACGGAGCAGACCCACCACAUCAUCAUCCCCAGCUAUGCGUCCUGGUUCGACUACAACUGUAUCCAUGAGAUCGAGAGGCGUGCCCUGCCAGAGUUUUUCAAUGGGAAAAACAAAUCUAAAACCCCAGAGAUAUUCCUGGCGUAUCGUAACUUCAUGAUCGACACUUACCGGCUGAACCCACAGGAGUACCUCACCAGCACCUCCUGCAGGAGGAACCUCACUGGGGACGUGUGUGCUGUCAUGAGGGUGCACGCCUUCCUGGAGCAGUGGGGUCUGAUCAAUUACCAAGUGGACGCUGACAGUCGUCCUCUGCCGAUGGGACCCCCGCCCACACCCCACUUCAAUGUGCUGGCAGACACCCCCUCCGGACUAGUACCCCUGCAACACCGCCCCCCACAGGUCCCGGCCUCCCAGCAGAUGUUGAACUUCCCAGAGAAGGGGAAGGACAAGUCCUCAGACAUGCAGAACUUUGGGCUCCGCACUGACAUCUACUCCAAGAAAACGCUCAACAAGGUGAGUAAAGGAGCCAGUGCAGGGAGGGAGUGGACCGAACAGGAGACCCUGCUCUUACUGGAGGCUCUGGAGAUGUACAAGGACGACUGGAACAAGGUGUCAGAGCAUGUGGGGAGCCGCACCCAGGACGAGUGUAUCCUGCACUUCCUGCGUCUGCCCAUUGAGGAUCCCUACCUGGAGAACUCAGAGGCUUCCCUGGGGCCACUGGCCUAUCAGCCUGUCCCCUUCAGCCAGUCCGGGAACCCCGUCAUGAGCACUGUGGCUUUCCUGGCCUCUGUGGUGGACCCCCGUGUGGCAGCUGCCGCUGCAAAGGCAGCUUUGGAGGAGUUCUCGCGGGUGCGUGAGGAGGUCCCAGCAGAGCUGGUGGAGGCUCAUGUCAAGAAGGUCCAAGAAGCGGCCAAGACCACUGGCAAAGUAGACCCAGCCUUCGGGCUGGAGAGCAGCGGCAUCGCCGGCACCACCCCUGAGGAGCCAGAGAAGCUAGAAGCUCCAGAGCCUGAGAAGAUGGAGACAGAGACUGAAGGUCAGCAGCCAGAGAAGUCUUGUGUCUCUGGUGUUCAGGUGGAGAACAAGGAGGAUGCAGCAGUGGAGAAGCUCAGUGAGCCUGCAGAGAAGCCACAGGAGCGCAUGAAGAACGAGGCCACAGAGUCAGAGAAAGAGGAGGAAGCAUUGGCUGGGGAGGAGAGCAGGACAGAUAAAGACCAGGAGGAGGAAAAGGAGAACAUGGACACGAGUAGGGACAGUGACUGGGAGUCUGGGAAGAAGAAAGUGGAGCCUGAGGUGGGGGAGGGGAACAUUGCCACGGCUGCAGCAGCAGCUCUGGCCUCCGCAGCCACCAAAGCCAAGCACUUGGCUGCAGUGGAGGAGAGGAAGAUCAAGUCCCUGGUGGCCCUGUUGGUUGAGACCCAGAUGAAGAAGCUGGAGAUCAAGCUGAGACACUUUGAAGAGCUAGAGACCAUCAUGGACCGUGAGAAGGAAGCGCUGGAGCAGCAGAGGCAGCAGUUGUUGACGGAGAGACAGGCCUUCCACAUGGAGCAGCUGAAGUAUGCAGAGAUGAAGGCUCGCCAGCAGAUGGAGCAGCAGCAAGCAGCAGUGGCUGCCCAGAACCCGGCCGGGCAGCACCCUGCUCUAUCAGGCAUGAUGGGGCACCAGCAGCCCCCCUCCUUCAGCGUGAUGCAUCACCAGAUAGGACCCCACCACCCUGGACAGCCAGGGCCCAUUGGAGGGCCUAUAGGUCCUGGACAGCCCAUGGCAGGGAGAAUAUCGACCAGUAGUGCUCCAGGUGGACCCCCCCACCCUGCCCAGCCUAACAUUCCCCCGAUGAUGGGACCCCGGCACCCAGGAGCACAGAAUGGCAUGUACCCCACCCCACCAGUUCAGCCUGAUGGGAUAGCCCCAACCCCUGCAGGAUCUCUGGCCAUCCCCGCCCCUACGCGAGUGGCUGAAAACUAGUACAUGAACGAACCAAAUCAGUCCUGAUAUGCUCACCUCAGUUCAGAACGUCACAGGACACAGACAUCUCAUAGCAGGCAAACCCUUCCAGAGCAGCCCAUAGCCCUUCAACCAUUCCAGAACCAUUUAAUGAAAAGGGAAGGCAAUUGGAAAUACAAUAUUUGGGUUACAGGAGUGGAGUUUUAUCCUCAAUCUUGUCCAAUCAAUUGUAAAGACUAGACUUUAAUUAUAAUAAUAAUACUAAUAAUAUUAAUAAUAAUAAUAAUAAUAAUAAUUUGUCAUCUCCUAGCUAUUGUCUGCUCUAACAGGCAUGUGUUUUUGUAAUUGACCAAAUUGACAAACCGGAUUUUCUUUUAACCUCCCACAGUUCUAGAGAAGAGUCUGGAUAUUUGAGCACUCUUCUCUUUUGAAGAACUACCUCUGACUCACCACAUAUCUGUGUCUUUUGAAGAGGUCUUCUGCUUUUAAGGCUCAGUCUCUGAUCACAGCGAACCUUGACCUAAGACUUUUUUUUUUUUUUUUACAUUUUUUAUCUGUAUUUGUAACUUUGUUUUAUGUAGAGAGCAGGGAGUAAGAACUGACUUAGUUUAAAAAUCUUAUGACGGAGUGGGGGAAAUAAAAAAAAAUAAUUGUAACGAGUGAUGGCUUGUAGGACUCUCAGUUUGCUGACCUGUUUUUGAAACAGUUUAGCAAUAAAGAUAUUGAUAUUUUGUUGCCGCUGUCUAUUUCCAAGGGUUACAGUUGAAUUGAAUCUCUACACACACGCACACCCACUGAGAGAAUGCACAUUUACAGUGUACCGCAUUUGAGAAGCCACAGACCCCCCCCCCCCCCCCCCCCCUUACUACCACCAAGCCAACUGGCUGUGACAUCUGUUGGCAAUUUAGAGGUUCUGGAAAACCAAAAAAUGAUGUGAAAAUCAAACCUGUGUUUCGAGUAGAAGUGUUCUUUAAAUGUCUUUGUGCUCCCAUUUUAAAAUAGAGCUAAUUUUAGAUAUUUGGUCUUUUUUUCUUGGAGUACAGUUUCAGAUUACAGACUUUGGUAGUGUGAAUAUUACUGUUCUGAUUUUUUUUUUUUUUUUUUUUUUGUGAAAUGCAUUCCAGAGAACUGGUAGAUGUGUGUCCACGGCUGUAAGACCUGGUUCAGAUUCUAAAUACCACAUGACCACCCCCCCCUUACCUUCCAGGGUAUGUUGAUACAGGGGAAAUUAACUGAACGGCAUUGAUAAAUUACAUUUUCUAAUUGUUUUUAUUAUUUUUAAAAUAACUUUGUGCAGACUCUCACUUUGAGUUCAUGCAAUUUGUAUGUUUUUAAUUGGUACCGAGACCUUGACACCUGUCAAAUAAAAGUUGUGUUUUGUAUGAAAA
This is a messenger RNA of Acipenser ruthenus (sterlet), 4753 nucleotides long. Its product is annotated as SWI/SNF complex subunit SMARCC1-like. The record is from RefSeq and is a predicted model, not a curated record. The transcript is spliced from 28 exons. NCBI's taxonomy places the organism in Eukaryota, Metazoa, Chordata, Actinopteri, Acipenseriformes, Acipenseridae. Gene Ontology annotation, cellular component: nBAF complex; npBAF complex; SWI/SNF complex. Gene Ontology annotation, biological process: positive regulation of DNA-templated transcription. Gene Ontology annotation, molecular function: histone binding; nucleosomal DNA binding. Bases 84 to 3386 code for a protein of 1100 amino acids.